CUGACUCGAGCGGUAGCGUCAUGUCGUUCGAGGAGAUUCUCAACAAAGUGAAGCAGCACCCAGUGCUGUGGGACCCUACGCAUAAGUUUUACCGCCAGAAAUCCGUUCAAGCGGAAUCGUGGGCUAUCAUCGCCGCCGAACUUGAAUCUGAGGAGAAACUUGUGAGGAGUAGAUGGAAAUACCUAAAAGAUCAGUGUCGAAAAGAACUUAAGAAAGUUGCAUCGGGUGAAAUAGACAAGUCGAGGUGGCACUAUUUUAACCGACUACAGUUUAUUAAGAAGGAGCUCCUAACCGAAGGAAAACCUAAACCAUAUAAAGAUGUAAAAUUCGAAGCCGAGUGCGAAGAACCGCCACCAAAAAAAGCCAAAAGCGCAAGUCCCGAACCAUGCACUUCAUAUUCAGGUCAAGAAUCAUGGAAACUACAGCAAAUCACAACUAAAUUAAACGAGUUAUCCAAGAAGAUAGAAAACCAGAACCCAUUUGACGACGAGUUGAGAAAUAAUCCCGAUUUCAUGUUUCUCAUGAGUAUUUUACCAACGAUACGCGAUUUGACAGACGUUCAGAAGUUUACGUUUAGAGGGAAAGUGAAUGAGUGGUUACUGGAGGCAUUAGCGCAGAAUCAAAUCCUUUGGAGUGAACAAUAUCAGUGUAAAAUUGAAGACCCGGAUUCGUAGUAUUCAGUUAUUAGCUAAACGUUUCUAAACAAUAUUUACUGUAGACUAGACUAGAGUUGCCUAACCAAACUGUUAAAACAGUACAGUAAUCCCCCUAUUACUAUUAUAAUUAUAGGAAAUUGCGUUGUAGGAGUAUUCUCGUAAAACCGUUUUUUUAGAAUAAUUAAAGAACGAAACGAAUUCAAUACUAUUAUUUAGUUUACUUUUGAAACAACACAAUUAAAACAAUACGCCAAACAGAAAUAUAACUUGAGAGAUGUCCGCGUAUAUGUUAUACGAAUAUACGUUAUACUUUUCACUGUUGCACAAAAAUAAAGUAUAUAAGUAUACAUAAUUUUUUUAUUUAGUCAGAAGGAGCUCAGUGCAGCGUAACAUGACAGUUAAUAGAAUAAUGAGCUCAUUUAUUAGAAUUUUAGUUUAUUCUUAUAUUCUUAGUAAAUAUACUUCUCAGAGCUAAAUAUACUUUAUUUAUUGAAAAAGUUGGCAACCCUAGUCUAGAUUCAAUUGCUUCCACGUCGUAUAGGAAAUAUUAUCCUAAAAUUAGGCAGACAUUUGAGCGCCCCAUGUGAUAUAUAAAGACAUUUUGAAGAAAUCGUUUGAUGUUUAGCAGUUUUUAGGUUAAAUAAAUUUAUGAAAGAGAUAGAAAAGACAAAUUUACUAUAGAUCUCAUAAUUGUAAGAGAUAUCUUAGUUAAGAUUAUUUAUAUAUUCUAAAGUAUAAGUUUUUAGUACUGUAUCAAUGGUUUGUGGACUCAGUUUCCGCACUUAGACUCUCAUAGGUCCGUUGUGCGUUGUGUACUGUAUUAUUUGAAGGCAUAGUGUAUAUUUACCUAGCAUUUACAUAUUUAAAAAAAUAAGAACUAUUCCGAGGAUUAUAUAUUUUUGGAUUUUAACGGAUGUAUAUUUUCAAGUAAUUGCUAUACUUUGUAUGACUUGAAAUACAAUAUAUUAAUAUCUGUCGAGUGAUUUAAGUGAAAUAUCAAAAACUAUACAUGCAUA
Molecule: messenger RNA, 1672 nt
Organism: Pieris brassicae (large cabbage white)
Lineage: Eukaryota; Metazoa; Arthropoda; Insecta; Lepidoptera; Pieridae
Exons: 2
Coding region: 21-674 (217 amino acids)
Biological process (GO): regulation of transcription by RNA polymerase II
Cellular component (GO): nucleus; transcription regulator complex
Molecular function (GO): DNA binding
Source: RefSeq, a predicted model, not a curated record